This is a messenger RNA of Guillardia theta CCMP2712, 3096 nucleotides long. RefSeq lists its product as hypothetical. Bases 1 to 3096 code for a protein of 1031 amino acids. The transcript is spliced from 15 exons. NCBI's taxonomy places the organism in Eukaryota, Cryptophyceae, Pyrenomonadales, Geminigeraceae. The record is from RefSeq and is a predicted model, not a curated record.
AUGGUGGGAUUUCGAUCAAAACCCAGCGUCGUGACAUGGCUUUUAAAGUAUCACCCAGCUUCCCAAAAAUCAGAACAAGAAGCCGACAAGAAGGAGGCCGAGAAGAAGGAGGCCGAGAAGAAGGAGGCCGAGAAGAAGGAGGCCGAGAAGAAGGAGGCAGAGAAGAAGGAGGCAGAGAAGAAGGAGGCAGAGAAGAAGGAGGCCGAGAAGAAGGAGGCAGAGAAGAAGGAGGCCGAGAAGAAGGAGGCCGAGAAGGAGGCCGAGAAGAAGGAGGCAGAGAAGAAGGAGGCGGAGAAGAAGGAGGCCGAGAAGAAGGAGGCAGAGAAGAAGGAGGCCGAGAAGAAGGAGGCCGAGAAGAAGGAGGCCGAGAAGAAGGAGGCGGAGAAGAAGGAGGCAGAGAAGAAGGAGGCGGAGAAGAAGGAGGCCGAGAAGAAGGAGGCGGAGAAGAAGGAGGCGGAGAAGAAGGAGGCCGAGAAGAAGGAGGCCGAGAAGAAGGAGGCAGAGAAGAAGGAGGCAGAGAAGAAGGAGGCGGAGAAGAAGGAGGCGGAGAAGAAGGAGGCAGAGAAGAAGGAGGCAGAGAAGAAGGAGGCCGAGAAGAAGGAGGCCGAGAAGAAGGAGGCCGAGAAGAAGGAGGCCGAGAAGAAGGAGGCGGAGAAGAAGGAGGCAGAGAAGAAGGAGGUUGAGGGUUCCAAGUCCUCGGAGAAAGAGGCCACAACAAAGCAGAAAGGGAAGGCGACCCCUUCGAAAGGCGGAGCAAGCAAAGAGACUGAGAAGGCUGAUGAAUCGAAGCCAGGGGCAGAUGCAGAAUCCUCAAAUGCGAAACUACCUGGUCGUAACACCAGGAAAAGCACUGGAUCCGAAAAGGGUGAGAGCACUGAAAAGAUGGAUGUUGAAGAGAAUGGAGAACCGGCUGACAAGGGUGGUGCUACCGAGAAGUCGGCAAAGAAGAGAGGCAGGAGCUCUCGAGGGUCUCUGGACGGAGGCGAGCAAGCGGCUGCUACUCCCAAUGAGGAAGAGAGGAAGAGCAAGAGGGAGAGGAAGCAAACUCAGUUUUACGAUGUGACUGCCGACGGAAGUUCCCCUGCCAAGAAGCCUGAGACGCCCGGGAAAGGAGGAGGAAGCCAAGGAGCGAAGUCGACUGCGUCACAGGAGGAAAAGUCGGGCUGGCCCGCCGCAUGGUACAAGCUGUUGGACAAGAAGUUCAAGAGCGAGGACAGCGACUCCAAUGAGGCGGACUUUCUGCGAGUCAUGAGAGGAAUCUCUAGCAGGAUUUAUGUUGGACGGCCUGUCCAAGUCAAGGAGGAAGGAGGAUGGAGCUCGGGGAUCGUCUGCGCUCCACCCAACAGUGAUGGUUCUGUGAGUGUUCUGCUGGAGAAGGGAGGAGAGAUCACCGUCGAGAGCGGGGAUGUCGAUUCCAAGAUUCGCUUUCAAGGCGAGGGCGCGAACAAUGUCGAGGUGGGUCGACACGUGCUGGUCAUGUUCGAAGGAGACAUCUUCUACGUCGGGGUUGUCGCCUCUGUGGAGAAGGAGAAGCAGGUGGUCAAGAGGUUCGUGGUGUUCUUCGAAGAUGGCGACCGCGCGGAGGUCGAAACGUCCGACGAAAGUUUCGAGCUGCUGCCGCAGGAGUGGAGCGAGCAUGUGCAGCGGAAGGGAAAGUGGGGAUGGUGGGGAUACAACAAGGACAGGAGCCAGCGAGCAGUAGAGGCCGAGGCCGGCCCGGACGAUGAGGCCAAGGGAGGCAAGGCCGAGGGAAAGAAGAGGAAGCGGCAAGCUGAGGAGGAGACGAAUGUAAAGAAGACUCCGAGCAAGACUAGCGGGAAGAACACUCCGAGCAAGACUCCAUCCAAGGGCAAGAAGAGUGCAGAAUCAGAGAACGAGGAAGCCAUCGCGAGCUACACGGAGCAGAUGAGAGGAAGCAACGUUCCCUUCUACGUGGGCUGCCCUGUCGAGUGCAAGGGGGCGGAGGGAGAAGGCUGGGUGAAGGGAAGGAUAACCAGCAAGGACGUCGACGGAGUGCAGCGCGUGUGUCUGGCGGGCAGCGAAGGCGUUGAGGUUCAAGUUUCUAACAAGACAGAGGCCGAUGAGGUUCGCAUUGACCAGGAGAGUCUCGGGGAGUUUGCGGUCGGUCGGCACGUGCAAGUCCUCUUCGAGACCCUCUGGUUCGUCGGCAUCGUCGUUGAGAUGGAGGUGGACGAGGGCAAGAAGCCCAGCAGGAUUCGCGUCCGCUUCGAAGACGGCGAGGAUAUCUGGGUCGACCUGCCGGACCCCAGCGCGAUCCUCAUUGCUACUCAGUGGAGCGAGGAGGUGGCCAAGGCCUGCACGUGGGGUUGGUGGGGGUUCAACGCGGACAGGAUGAAGCAGCUCCAGAAAUUUUUGAAGUGCGUCACUGAGCCUGUGCUGCUGGAGGAGGGUGACAGAGGAGGCAGGAACCAAGACAAGGAGAAGAAGGCGGAGACGAAGAGCACGGGAGGGAGGACGAGGAAAAGUGACACCGGCGAAGCUGGCAAGAGCAUCGAGGAAGGGGCUGGUGAAGACAAGGCGCCAGACACCCCGAGGACUUCGAGAUCAGGACGGCAAGUAGCACAAGAUUAUACGAAGAUGGCAUCGGGACAAGGCGGGAAGGAGGAGGAGGAGGAGGAGCCGGCAGAGCCGGCACGGAAGACCAAGGAGAGGAGGAAGUCAGGAGGUGGGAAGUCACCUGCAGGAAGUCAGAAGACGAAGUUGAACCAUAUCGCCCUCGCUCUCUCCCUCUGCGACAGUCUCACUCAGAUCGCGUUCGUCGACAAUUUCAACCUCAAGGCGCGCAACAAGUGGAAGGGGUUGAUCACAACUCAAGAUUGCUCCCUCAAAGAGUUCGGCGAUCACCUCAAGACAUUUGAGACCAACCUUGCUUCCUCUGCUAUGAACGACACCUACACUUCGCAACUGAUCCAUGAUGCUCAGGGCGUCCGUAGUGACCUGCUCAAGGAAAUCGCCGCCAGCAACACGGAAGAGAAAGCGAGGAGGAGCGUGCAGAAGCUUGCUUCGUUUGUUCGCAAAGUUCUCUUCAAGUCGGACCAGGAGCGUCAGCUCUGCUGCGGCUCCUUCGCCAGCUGA